Molecule: messenger RNA, 3987 nt
Organism: Alternaria novae-zelandiae
Lineage: Eukaryota; Fungi; Ascomycota; Dothideomycetes; Pleosporales; Pleosporaceae
Exons: 3
Coding region: 1-3987 (1328 amino acids)
Cellular component (GO): membrane
Molecular function (GO): ABC-type transporter activity; ATP hydrolysis activity; ATP binding
Source: RefSeq, a predicted model, not a curated record
AUGGAGUCACUAGAGACGAUGGAGCCAGGGCCUAUGCAGGGAAACGAGGAAGGGCGACCCUCGGCGUCAGCUGGCGCUCCGCCCGGCCCCAAAGAAGAAGCGGCGCCUGCAACACCUCCCACAGCACUCCGCGGAGACUCCACAACUACCGAUCUCAGCGACAACCACGGCAUCUCAUUGCGCGCAGUUGACCCGGUUUCUGUGCGAUUGGAACAUCUCACAGUUUCAGUCGAUGAAUCGCCAACGGCACUUGCUCGCGCCUUCUCGAAGAAGAAGGCGUCACCAGAGACCAACCAUGUCAAGACUAUACUUGACGACAUUUCGGCGGACAUGCCAAGUGGAAGCCUCACAGCCAUAAUAGGUGGAAGCGGAAGCGGAAAGACAUCGUUACUCAACUCCAUGAGUGGGCGUUUGGCCGUAGGAAACCGACUUGCCACUUCCGGAAGGACCCUAUUCAACGGUAGCGAAGAUGUAUCCGGUAUCAGGAGCGCAUAUGUUAUACAGCAAGAUAUCCUUCUGCCGACGUUGACUGUCCGAGAGACUCUGACGUAUGCUGCCCAACUGCGACUACCCUCUUCUGUUGACGCAAAAGAGAGGAAGCAGCUGGUUGAAGAAGUCAUCUUGGAGCUGAGCUUGAAAGAAGCUGCAGACACCAGGAUCGGUAACAACGCGCACAAGGGCUGCAGUGGCGGAGAGAAGAGGAGGACGAGUAUUGGCGUCCAGCUCUUAUCAAAUCCCUCGCUUUUGUGGCUGGAUGAGCCGACCACUGGAUUAGACUCAACAAGCGCCCACCAGGUGGUGAAAACCCUCCAGACUCUUGCUCGAAACGGACGAACCAUCAUCGUCACCAUCCAUCAACCCCGUUCCGAGAUCUGGGAUCUUUUCGACAAUGUCAUCCUCCUAUCACGGGGCAGUCCUGCGUAUGCUGGCAGCGCAAAAGAAUGCCUUCCGUACUUUGCUAAGCUUGGUCACGAAAUGCCACCAUUUACAAAUCCAGCGGAGUAUCUCAUUGACGUCGUCAGUAUCGACAAUCGGAGCGUGGAAGCAGAAAUGGCGGCACAGGAUCGAGUUGGUCGCGUAAUAGAAGCAUGGCGGACUCAUUGCAGUAGUAGCGCUCAAGAGAAGUCCGAACCACCAGCUCCGGCCACUACGAUGACGCACGAUCAGCGGAAGAAGCAACGUGCCAGUAAAACGUCGCUCAUGCAGCAGACUCACGUACUGACCGCACGAACAUGGACUGUGACAAUUCGUGACCCUAUGGGCCUGUUUGGAAGUCUUGUCGAAGCCAUCGGCAUGGCAGUCAUUACAGGAUGGAUCUUUUUGCAGCUAGAUGGCUCACUAUCUGGUAUACGAUCCCGACAAGGAGCAUUGUACAAUGCAGCGGCGCUGCAGGGCUAUCUAAUCUUGCUCUACGAGACAUAUCGACUUACGACCGACAUCCAACUUUUCGACGAAGAGGCACGACAAGGUAUCGUCAGCAUACCAGCCUUUCUCAUCUCUAGACGACUAGCCAGAAUUCUGCUCGAGGAUGUACCAGUGCCUCUCAUCUUCUCGCUGAUCUACUACUUCUUCUGCGGAUUCCGUGCGGACGGAGGCCAGUUCCUCACGUUCUUCGGUAUCAUACUGUUACACCAGUACAUCGCCGUAUGCUUCGCUAUGACCUGUGUCGCGUGCUCAAGACACUUCGCUGGAGCGAGUUUGGUGGCUAAUCUAGCCUAUACCUUACAGUCUAUGGCUUGCGGUUACUUUAUCCAGUCAAACACGAUUCCCAUCUACGUACGCUGGACGAAGUGGACAGCCUAUGUCUUCUACGCCUUUGGAGCAUUAUGCGCCAACGAGUUCUCCGGCUCUUUCUACGACUGCCCAUACGAGGGCGGACGUUCAAAUCCAGCGUGCAAAGAGUACGACGGAGAGUUCAUUAUGGACUCUCUUGGCUUUCCGAACAACUGGGUUUGGAGACCCAUACUGGCUCUACUUGGAUUUGCCAUCGCCUUCUAUGUGGGAGCAGGAGUCCUGCUCAAGUUCUGGAACGCCGAGAUCGCUAUGGCUCGUGCCAGACCGUCCAACAUGGAUGCCUCUGCUGGCAAAGAAAAGAUGAGCGAGCGUGUGGCAGACAACGUCAGGACGAUCGAUAUCCGCUUAGAGGGCUAUGGAAUGGAUGUGGAGAAACGAUCGUUACGGAAGCGCUGGACCAAGAACAUCAUCAAGCCUCUUACCGCCGACUUCUUCCCGGGGUCGCUGAACGUCAUCAUGGGACCUUCGGGCUCUGGGAAGACAUCUCUGCUAAACAGCAUGGCGAUGAGACUCAAAGACGACACAUCAACGCGGUACAAACGGUAUGGCACCAUGAGCUAUAAUGGCCUCAUCCCAGCCAAAGAGGUCGUCCACUCUAUCUGUUCUUUCGUCACCCAGGAUGACGACGCACUGCUGGCGUCGCUGACAGUGCGCGAGACGCUUCGUUAUGCAGCUGGUUUACGACUUCCGAAGUGGAUGUCGAAAGAACAGAAGAUCCAGAAAGCCGAGGAGAUCUUGCUGAAGAUGGGUCUCAAAGACUGCGCAGACAACCUCAUAGGCAACGAUCUUGUCAAAGGCAUCAGUGGUGGCGAGAAGCGCCGAGUGACAAUCGCUGUGCAGGUACUCACAGAACCUAGAGUGCUGUUGCUUGACGAGCCUUUGUCGGGAUUGGAUGCGUUCACAGCACUGUCAAUCGUGGACGUACUUCGCGGUCUAGCCCAAGAAGGUCGUACACUCAUCGUUACAAUCCAUCAACCUCGCAGCGACCUCUUCGCACAUUUCGGUAACAUCCUGCUCCUGGCCCGCGGUGGACAUCCCAUCUAUGCCGGCCCUGCCGACAACAUGUUAGGCCAUUUCGCCAACUUGGGCUACGAAUGUCCUCGUCACGUCAACCCAGCGGAUUUCGCUCUCGAUUUGAUCACUGUUGACCUUCAGCAUGAGAGACGUGAGGCCGCCAGUCGGAAGAAGGUACGCAAGUUGGUCGAGUCGUGGAACGCUGAUGUCUACCCUGUCGCUCGAACUGGGUCAAUAACUACGCCGGCUGAGUUGGGAAGUAUGGCACGAGAACCAUCGUCUUUCGCCGCAGCAUAUUCCAUUCUGAUUCGGCGUGCGAAGAAGAACAUGUUCCGGCAGCCAGACAUUCUGAUCGCGCGCGUCAUGCAAGUUGUCGGAUUGGGUAUCGUGCUUGCGCUCUACUUCGCACCGUUGAAGACCGACUACGAAUACGUGCAAAACAGGAUGGGGUUCCUUGUCGAGAUCGCCCCGCUCUACUUCGUCGGCAUGCUUAACAACAUCGCCGUCUACCCAAUCGAGAGAGACGUCUUCUACCGCGACUACGACGACCGUAUAUACGGCGUCGAAGCCUUCUUCCUGACCUACAUCUCCAUCACCACGCCCUUCGAAAUCAUAAGCUGCCUCGUCUUCUCCGUCCUCGCCGUUUUUGCCGUGGGCCUGGAACGCAAUGCGCAAACGUACUUCAUCAUCACCUUCAACGCCUUCUGCAUCACCAGCUGCGGCGAGAGUCUCGGUAUCGCUUUCAACACGCUCUUCACCCAUACUGGCUUCUCAGUGAACUGUAUGUCGGUUUUCCUCAGUGUCGCACAGGUCAUGGGUGGUGUGUUGUCUCUCGACGUUCCAGACUUCCUGCAAGCGUGGAAUCAUCUUUCGCCUGUGAAGUGGGCUGUUGGUAACAUGGCGCCGUACACGUUACGUGGCCUGGAGUUUACAUGUGACGACUGGCAGAAGGUGAAUGGGCAGUGCCCUAUCCAAACCGGAGAGCAGGUGCUGGACUUGUACAAACUGAACAAGAACCCGGAGAUGAAUCUCAUGGCUCUGGGGAUUUGCGCUAUCGUUUAUCGGUUCCUGGCGUAUGUGGUCCUGAAGAUGGUCAAGGAACGCUGGAUAAACAAGCUGUGGAGGAAGCUGGGUGGCGGUAAGAAGAAGCAAACGAAUCAGGCACCGCAGUCGGGAUAG